AUGAUUCGGUUACUUCUGAUUAUUGCCGGCUUGGUGGCGACUGUCCUGGGGUAUGGUGAAGAUCCUCGUGUGGGUCGCAGUCGGGGUGCUCCCAUGCCGGGCACGUUGAGUUCUGUCGGCGGUGGCGGGGAGGAGUCACCUCCCAUCUACAAACCUGGGAGUCAAGCCUACGUAGUCUCUCAGUUCGUAAAACCAAAGCCUCCUCAUCAAUACUGGGAGGAAGAGACCUCUCUAACCAUUAUCCCGGAGAACAAGAAUUGUCUGCUGUGUGAGGCACAGGACACCGGCGCCUGUCGAGCCAUGCCGUCCUGCGUGUACUGCGAGCCUACUGUCACCGCCUUGUGCGAGCGAAGCACACCUUGUCUUAGGUGCACUGUUAUAAAGAAUCCGUUCUUCAAGUGCAGUCCUGGUGAGAAGUACAUGGAUGAGUGUGACUCCUGCCGCUGCACGGACGGCCACGACGGCUGGUGCACCAACCAAUUCUGCGAGUUCCGAUCACUUCACCUAUACGCCAUGAAACUAAGCGACAGCGAAUUCUAUUAA
Spodoptera littoralis (African cotton leafworm) is the source of this 543-nucleotide messenger RNA. The record is from the annotation of a GenBank genome assembly. NCBI's taxonomy places the organism in Eukaryota, Metazoa, Arthropoda, Insecta, Lepidoptera, Noctuidae.